UAUAGACAGUUCGACCGGUGAGCACACACAGUAUAACAGCCUUACAGAGAAUCGCAAAGAUCACUACUUGGUUUUAACGUCUGAACACAUACGUCGGACUACCGGGUUUCUUACACCUGAAUACACACGUCUGUCGGAUCACCAAGUGUCUAACACACACACACACACAUGUCGGUUGGAUCACCAGGUUUCUAACACACAUCACACAAGUUGAGGAUCCUACGCCUGAGUGGGGAUCGAGCCGUGCCAUGGAACCAUGACCCCAGAGGAACAUCUGGAAGAAUUCUGCAACGACGCCAGUCCCAACUGGUUCUGGUCUCAGACCAUGAACUACGUGGGCCAGUUGGCGGGCCAGGUGUUUGUGCAGGUGAAGGAGCUGUACCGGGGCCUGAACCCGGCCACUCUUUCAGGCUGCAUUGAUGUCAUCGUGGUACGGCAGCCCGACGGCACCCUGCAGUGCUCGCCCUUCCACGUCCGCUUCGGCAAGAUGGGCGUGCUGCGCUCCCGUGAGAAAGUGGUGGACAUAGAGAUCAAUGGAGAGCCUGUGAGUCUACAAAUGAAGCUGGGGGAGAAUGGAGAAGCCUUCUUCGUCAAGGAGACAGAGAACACACUGGAAGUGGUUCCGUCAUACCUGGCGACGUCACCUAUCGUGUCCCAGGGGGCGGAGCUAAUGGAAGCCCAGCUGGGGAGGGGUGUGUCUCGCCUCUCUGACCCCGCCUCCCUCCAGGUCCAGACCCUGGGCUCCCAGCAGACCACAGGAGGAGGAGGUGAAGGAGGGAUGAUGAUGAAGAAGAGAAGGAAAAGGAGGAGGAAGGCACGGGAAAGCGGAGGAGGGAGACGGGAGGAGAGUGGGGAGUACUCAGAGGAUGAGGACAUGUUCACCAUCGACAUGAGCACUGAUGAGGAGAGAGAGCACGACAACAACAGUAGCAGGGCCUCUUCUCGGGAGCUCAAUGGAGAGCAGGGCCCUAAGGCCAGUGUGUUGAGCAGCAACUACACCCAGAACACAACAUACACACACUCUGAUGCAGACUGGGCACGCUCACAGAGUGCUAUAAUAGAGCAGACACGUACUCUGUCUAUCCCUCCUAGUGGUGGUCUGUCCAUCUCCUGUCCACAGCAGACUUCUGUCUUCCCUUCUCCUGUCAGCAGCCCCGGUGGCUCCCGCCCCUCCACUCCGAAGAGUGACUCGGAGCUGACCAAUCAGAGCAAAGACAACCCUGAGAUUCUGUGGGCCUGGGGGGAGCUGCCACAAGCUGCUAAGCCCUCCUACCUCCCUCCGCCCCAGAUGCAAGAUUCUGGGAUGAAGUCCCCUGUCUCCAUCCCUGUGUGUGACAGCACACACUUCAGAACCAUCCCCGGAGACUGUGGCCCCCCUGGCCAGACCCAGAACCACCCAGACAAUGGCCCCCCAUCCCUCAACCCAUACAUGCCCCAGCCUGGUAACAACACGGCUGGGCCCGUGGCUGGAGGGGACAUGGAGUUAGUAGGGGCAGCCUGUAGAGAGGUGGAGGGGCUGAUGGCCUCCAGGUUGCUGUCAGAACUGGAUGAGGGGGGCCAGAGGAGCAGCCCGGUCAGACGCACAGACUCCCCAUCCAAGAGGAAAGACAAGAGGAGCCACCACCUGGGCUCGGAUGGAGUCUACCUGGAUGACAUCACUGAGCUGGAGCCAGAGGUGGCUGCUCUGUACUUCCCUAAAAGUGACGGUUCAGUGAGAGGGGGCUCGGAGACAGGGGCGCGGAGCACCAACCAAUCACCUCAGUCGGUGGGCAGCAGUGGGAUGGACAGCGGUGUGGACAGCUACGCUGACCAGCUGGGAGACAUGCCCAACAUCGCCAUCUCCCUGUGUGGAGGUCUCACUGACAACAGAGAGAUCACAAAAGAACAGUUCCAGGAGAGAGCCAUCUCUUACCAGCAGUUCACUGAAAACCCCUCCAUCAUCGACGAUCCCAACCUGGUGGUCAAGAUUGGAACCAAGUACUACAACUGGACCACCGCAGCCCCUCUCAUGCUGGCUAUGCAGGUGUAUCAGAAGCCCCUGCCAAUGGCCACGGUGGAGAACAUCAUGAAGGAGAAGAUGCCCAAGAAAGGAGGCCGCUGGUGGUUCUCAUGGCGCAGCAGGAACAGCGACUCCAAAUCGGACUCAGUGUCUGAGAUAGGAGUUGGAGACGGGGGAGAGACCUCUCUCAGCAUGGCUUCAGUCAAUGGAAUGAAGGAGGAGUCUUCCUCCAGCGAUGAGGAACACAGACCGUCCAAUCAGGACUCAGAAUCCUGUCAGCCCGAGCCUCUUCUCACACCUGGUAGUGUCUUCUACAGGAAGACCCUCAGACUGACCCCAGAGCAGCUGGCCAGUCUUCAGUUGAAGGAGGGUCCUAAUGAGGUGGUGUUCAGUGUGACCACUCAGUACCAGGGCACCUGUCGCUGCCAGGGCACCAUCUAUCUCUGGAGCUGGGAUGACAAGAUUGUCAUCUCAGACAUUGACGGCACCAUCACCAGAUCUGACACUCUGGGCCACAUCCUGCCAACGCUGGGUAAAGAUUGGACCCACCAGGGCAUUGCCCGCCUCUACCACCGAGUCAGCCAGAACGGUUAUAAGUUCAUGUACUGCUCUGCAAGGGCCAUAGGUAUGGCUGAUAUGACGAGGGGAUAUCUCCACUGGGUCAAUGAGAGAGGAACCAUGCUGCCUAUAGGACCUGUCCUACUCAGCCCCAGCAGCCUGUUCUCAGCCCUGCACAGGGAGGUGAUAGAGAAGAAGCCUGAGAGGUUUAAGAUUGAGUGUCUGACCGACGUGAAGCAGCUGUUCCACCCCAACACUGAGCCUUUCUACGCAGCCUUCGGCAACAGAGCCACGGAUGUGUAUUCCUAUAAGGAGGUGGGCGUUCCCCUUAACAGGAUCUUCACAGUCAACCCCAAGGGAGAGCUGAUACAGGAACACGCCAGGACCAACAUCUCAUCGUAUGGUCGUCUGUGUGAGGUGGUGGACCACGUCUUCCCCCUGUUGAUCAGAGGUCACGUCUCGGACUUCUCCUGCCCUGACACCUUCAGCCAGUUCACCUACUGGAGAGAACAGCUGCCCCAGAUCCACAGCCCUGAUCAGCCCCAGGUCCACAGCUCUGAUCAGCCCCAGGUCCACAGCUCUGAUCAGCCCCAGGUCCACAGCUCUGAUCAGCCCCAGGUCCACAGCUCUGAUCAGCCCCAGGUCCACAGCCCUGAUCAGCCCCAGAUCCACAGCCCUGAUCAGCCCCAGGUCCACAGCCCUGAUCAGCCACAGAUCCACAGCCCUGAUCAACCCCAGGUCCACAGCCCUGAUCAGCCACAGAUCCACAGCCCUGAUCAACCCCAGGUCCACACCCCUGACCAGCCCUUGGUCCACACCCCUGACCAGCCCUUGGUCCACAACCCUGACCAGCCCUUGGCCCACACCCCUGACCAGCUCUUGGUCCACACCCCUGACCAUCCUCUGGAAAUCAGCUGUGGAGACCCACUUCCACACCAGACCACCCCAUAAGUGACCUGUGUGCAAUCUGGGAAGGAAAGGGAGAGACACAUUUAUGAUGAUGACGGCGUGCAAAUGAAAGAAGCAUGUCUGCUCUAAUGUCACACACACACACACACACACACAUACACACACACACAUACACACGCACAGCAAUGCAUAAGCAGACCUUAACACACACAUGGUUGCCAUGUGCACACUUAUGCACUAGUGGAAGUUCUCUCCGACAACAACAGGCAUGUUAGCACUGAGUGGUAUUUCUAUGUACUCACCUUUCCUAUUUGUGUUCUACUCCUCAGUGUUCUGCUCUACAAUACCUAGCCUACUGUUCAUCAGGUGCAAAAGGUGCUACUUGUAUACAUACACUUGUAGUAGCUGCAACUCCGACAAGAAGCACUGAUUCAGUCAACCUGGGGGAAAUCACUGUGAAGAACAGCCUAUCAACGACAGCUAUUUCACCCAAUUAGCAUUGCCCGAUUGAUUCUAGCACUUUUAGUCUCCAAUGUGGGUACAUGAAACCGCAAUGCAUGUUCGGUUGACACGUUCAGAUCUAACGUUCACAUGAAGUGCGAAUGUAAUAAAUGUCGAACAAAGCAGGAUUAUGCUCAACUAGCGCUAUUAUUAUAGCGCAUGGCGAUAAUUCAGUUUACCCGUUCGACCUCCAAACAUUUGUCAAUAUAAUCAAAACAAAUGUUAUUUGUCACAUGGGCCGAAUACAACAGGUGUUGAAAUGCUUACUUCCAAGCCCGUAACCAACAGUGCAGUACAAGAAAUAGAGUUAAGUAAAACAUUUAAUAAAAGCGUUUUAAAGCGCGUUUCCGUUCUAGUAAGUAGCAUUCUAUAUUCUGUUUUUAUUAUUCUGUUUUUUUGUUGUUGUCAUGUUCUGUGUAUGACAGAUAUGUUAGUGAUCAACUGAACUGAAACAGGUAACCGGUGCAGCUCUUCACUAUUGUUAACAAGGCACAGAGGAGGGCUGCCUCUCUCUGGUUGAUGCCUCUCGCCCAUAGUCGUCAACAGUCCUUAUAUGGUCAUGUAACCAAACACCUGAGAAAAGCCUCGUGUAAAACUGACGUUCCUCUUGACAGUAAGCCGUGCAAGAAAACUCAGGUUGUCAGUUUUAACAGUCGUCUUUGUCUUCGUUUCUCCGCCACUCGUCACGGGUUUCCACGGACCGUGACACACAUGUUAUCAAAUCAAAUCAAAUGGCAUUUGCCACCUGUGCUGAGGUCUACACCUGUUAUAUUGGGCGCAUGUGACAAAAACAAUUUGAUUUGAUUUGAUGACCUGUCCGAUUCUCUCUGUGUGCAGUGACAUGGUUUUGGCUAACAUUAACAGGUAAUAUUGUGCAGACAGUAGAAAACAUAUUAUGUCCUCUGCUUUGGUGGUCCAUCAUCUUAAACUCUGUGUGUAACUGCGAGAUGAGAGAAACCUACAAAUGUAUGAACUAUUGAAUUCAUUUCACAUUUUUAAGCGAGCAGCUUGUGAACGCACUUCGAUUUGGGCUUUGGUUUUUAUUUCACUUUAAAUAUUGUGUUUAUGUGAUUGAAUCUGAAUAGAGUUUUGAUGUUCAUUCUCACUUUUGUACAUAGUGCAACCUUUUUUAGCGAUCGAAUUCAGAAACAUUGUCAGUAAAAGUGGCUGGCUGCUGGACUACAGUAGUUUGACCUUAAGGCUAACAACAUUUUUGCACUGACAGACUUAUAGUGUCCACUGAAGCGAAACCAUUGAGAUAUUCUACAGUCAACCAAUCAACAUUCUCCUGAAUUCUAGAAUCUACUACUUAGAUACAAAGAACUUGGACAAACAGGUUCAAUUGAACUGUCGCUCCUUGUAAUUUCAGAAAUUAGAAUGCACAACAACCUUGACGGUUCUGAACCUCCCCAAAGGGUUUUAAAGCACAAAGCACUAACGACAUAGUCCGUCUGUCCAUCAGAUCUCUGUUGUGAACAGAGGAGGUGGCAGGAUGUUUCUAUGGGUGGCUACCGUGGAAUGUGUAUCAGCAUAUGUAUAUUGUGCAAUUGCCAAUGUUAUCCUGUGUGUAAUACGGAUGGAUAUUCAAGACGUCCUGCAUUACCGGAAUGAAUACUAACACUGUGAUACAGUAUUUCUCUCUUUUUUUUUAUUGAUCAUAUUGAUGACCACUAUAAAACCUGAUUGCAUCACUAUGGAGGAGAGAAGGUUCCCACCGUCCCUGUGUCAUAUGCCGUGAUGAUUACUUUCAACACCUUUUACAUUCACUUUGGUUGAAUUGACUACCAGUGGGAUGGUUGAAACAUCCAUUGCCAUGGUUCAGGAGUAUUGUGACGUGGCGACUAAUGUGAGAUGUUGGAUUUACCACCAACCGAAGAGGUGUGUUGGUAUUAGGAGGAUAACGGAUGGAUGGAUGAAUGAAUGGAUGAGUCAAUGGAGGCAUGUGAUAUCACUGUUGUUGUGUUUAUUCCUCCUCUGUGUCAUUGUCUUCUGUUCUCCCAUUACUGUACUGUCACAAGAUUUGUUCCAAGUAUGUUAAAGUACUACUGUAUAUUCAGAUUAAAUGACUAUAUUCUUUCUGUGAAAGAUCUAUAUAAACAACGAGCUUGUUGCCUUACAGUAUGCCGUGGCUGUCUCUACCCUCGUUAGUUUGUUUCUGAGAUGUACAGAGUCAAUUACUCUAGCACUGUGUCAUGUUGUAUAGGUUAACAAUCCAGUCUGAAAAUAGCUAUAAUGGAAAUAGGUUUUUCAAUAAAUGCAAAGUUGAUUGUUGAUGGA
Molecule: messenger RNA, 6244 nt
Organism: Oncorhynchus kisutch (coho salmon)
Lineage: Eukaryota; Metazoa; Chordata; Actinopteri; Salmoniformes; Salmonidae
Gene: lpin1a
Product: lipin 1a
Exons: 21
Coding region: 257-3508 (1083 amino acids)
Biological process (GO): fatty acid catabolic process; triglyceride biosynthetic process; cellular response to insulin stimulus
Cellular component (GO): nucleus; mitochondrial outer membrane
Molecular function (GO): transcription coactivator activity; phosphatidate phosphatase activity
Source: RefSeq, a predicted model, not a curated record